Messenger RNA from Bacillus rossius redtenbacheri, 1253 nucleotides. RefSeq names its product NADH dehydrogenase [ubiquinone] iron-sulfur protein 3, mitochondrial (gene ND-30). Lineage: Eukaryota; Metazoa; Arthropoda; Insecta; Phasmatodea; Bacillidae. The transcript has 5 exons. Bases 188 to 988 code for a protein of 266 amino acids. Gene Ontology annotation, molecular function: NADH dehydrogenase (ubiquinone) activity. The record is from RefSeq and is a predicted model, not a curated record.
AGUCCAUACUUAAAAGUCUCAGACAAUGGAUACAUCAUAUUCUGUGACCAACCUUUAGCUAUGUUCUUUGACUCUAUGAUUAUAUAAAAAAGUUUGUUUUGGUUUUUUAAGGUUAGGUCCUGUGGGCUUUAAAUUUAGCCCCUUUUCUCUAUAAGUUGUAAAGGAGUACUGUUUAUUUCAGUUGACCAUGGCAUCGACCUUAUUACGACAACUGUCUCAUGGUGCAAAAACGUUCCUGUAUCAAAACGGCUGCGAUGCCCUGGGAGUCGCCAGACACGCAGCGGUGCGCUGCCAGCACGCGGACGCAGCGGCUGCGUCGCAGUCCAUGCCGACUGUCCGCAGGAGCGACGCUGCCCUGAGGGUCCAGCUGUCGGACUUCGGCCGGUACGUGCGCGAGUGCCUGCCCAGGUUCGUGCAGCGCGUGCAGCUGACGGCCGGGGACGAGCUGGAGGUGCUCAUCGUCCCGGAGGGCGUCGUGCCGGUCUUGCAGUUCCUCAAGGACCACCACACCGCGCAGUUCGCCAACCUGGUGGACAUCGCCGGCAUGGACGUCCCCAGCCGGCAGUACCGGUUCGAGAUAAUUUACAACCUCCUCUCCUUGCGGUACAACGCGCGCAUCCGAGUCAAGACGUACACGGACGAGCUGUCGCCCGUCGACUCCGUCAACGACGUCUUCAAGGCGGCCAACUGGUACGAGCGGGAGAUUUGGGACAUGUACGGCGUGUUCUUCGCCAACCACCCGGACCUGCGGAGGAUCCUGACGGACUACGGCUUCGAGGGCCAUCCCUUCCGGAAGGACUUCCCCUUGACGGGUUACGUUGAGGUCCGCUACGACGACGAGAAGAAGCGGGUGGUCAUGGAGCCCUUGGAGCUGGCCCAGGAGUUCCGCAAGUUCGAGCUGUCCGCGCCCUGGGAGCAGUUCCCCAACUUCCGCGAGGGCGGGCCCGUCGCCGAGGAGGCCAAGACGCCCGACGAGGGGAAGAAAUAAUCGCUGCCGUGCGGUUUUGGACUCUUCGCGUUGAACUUUUUUUUUGUUGAAUAGUAAAUAUUUUAGCGAUGACUGUAUUAAAUGAACAUCUAAAACACCGGUAUUUGAGCAUGAUGUACAUAAUAUCUCCUCGACCGAAAGACAACUCCUUGAAAGAAUUCAGUAUUAUUCUUACUGUCUGGAAUAAUGGCUUUUCUUUCAAAAUCAUUGUUCAGAGAAAUAUGUUGUAAUAAAUUUGUACUAGCAAACAGUACUGGAGCCUGCA